AUGGACGGCGAUGAGGUUGAAAGAGUACGCGGGAGUAUAAAUGAGUUGAGCAUCAAAGAACAGGCUGAUCAAGCUGAAGCUAGCCCACAAAUCACCUGUUUUUCUCAAGCUUCUGGUGAAGAUACCUUCCACUUUCAGAUUAUUCGUCUUCACAAUCAGAUUUAUGCCUGGGUUGGUUGCAACUCAGCCAAGUUUGGACAUUUGUAUGCGGCUGUACCCACACGGCCUAGCCAUACAGUUGGUGUGACUUCUCUCAUAGGAGGAGCUUCUGAUAACACGGGAUCUGGUAUUGCUCGCCGAUUAGUUCUAAAGACUGGUCUUAACAUCGUACUUGCUUGUAACAUACCAAAGAAUAACCCCAUGCUUGAGGCAAACGCUGAGAAAAUGCUGAUGCAGAAGCUAAUUAGUCUGGGGUACACCAAGUCGAGAAGCUGA
This is a messenger RNA of Striga hermonthica, 435 nucleotides long. The record is from the annotation of a GenBank genome assembly. Lineage: Eukaryota; Viridiplantae; Streptophyta; Magnoliopsida; Lamiales; Orobanchaceae.